AGCAUAGUGGUUUUGGAGAGGGUUUUGAGUUGUCACCGAGUCUCAGAUCUGGAAAGGUUUGGCUCAAGAAGACCGGAAUCAACGUGCCUCAAGGUCGAUGGUGUAGAUGGAGUCGCCGUUCUCGCUACAGCCUCUUUGUGUGGUUUCUCGUCUCCUCGCUGGUCAUGUGUUUCAUUUGUUUAGCAUCGGAGGCUCGGUCCUUCUUCCUUCUUCGGAUCUGAGCGACAACGGCUCAGUUCUCGGUGGCUUGGUAACUCUCUCUCUCUCUCGUCUCUCCUGCUUCGUCUUUGUUUUAGGAUGGUCUAAUCGUUGGUUUUGGCUGGAUCAAUGGAUUUAGAGGUUCCUAAUCUACGGGUUGUGGUACGAUCUUG
This is a messenger RNA of Arabidopsis lyrata subsp. lyrata, 371 nucleotides long. RefSeq lists its product as uncharacterized. Lineage: Eukaryota; Viridiplantae; Streptophyta; Magnoliopsida; Brassicales; Brassicaceae. The record is from RefSeq and is a predicted model, not a curated record.